UCAAAUUUUCAAGGUCACUGUUCAAUUUUAAUUAAAUUGUGCUUUGGGAUUUCUUGGUAUAAACAAAUUAAAUUUCCGAAUUAAAAAAAAAUUAAAAAUUAAAUGAAAUGUUGGAAAUUCGUUAAAUAUCUUCUAUACGAACUUCCUUAUUACUGCUCAAUCAAGACAACAUGGAGUCGGACAGGAUAUUAGUAGCAGCAGGCCUAACGGCGGCGGCCGUGGUGGGCGCGUUUGUAUUUUGGGGCCCCUCGACCGGUUCGGGCUCCAGACGGGGCCGCUUAGCGGGCCUAGUAAAUUUGGGGCGAACCUGCUUCUUAAAUGCCAUCUUACACGCUUUAGCCGCUUGUCCCCACUUCGUGCAAUGGCUAGAAAAAGAUGCCGCUAGGGAAACUAGCUUAAGAAGUACAUUAGCGACAGUUUUAUCCGUUGUAAACGGUACUAAUAAAUCAGUCCAAGACAGUUUUGCCCCCGCAGCUGUGAUAAAUGCCUUAAAAAGGUUAGGCUGGGUUAUUCCGGCUGGUGAGCAAGAUGCUCAUGAGCUUUUAAAUGUUAUCUUGACUACUUUGGACGAGGAGAUGCAUAAGAUGUCCAGAAAAGCUGGGUGCCUCUCUGACGCUUUAGGUAUCAACGAAAUCGAUGAUGUCGAUGAUAACGAGUCUGAAUAUAGUUCUAUGGGGAGUGUGAUGUCUUUGAAUGAGCUCUGCAGGUCCACUGGAGCCUUAAGCUUUAGGGGGUCGGGGAUCAGGAGGAACAGGUGGAUUUCUAGGUCCUGUAGGGCUUUGCAGAUGUCUGGACCGCCGGCACAGCCUGUGGGUCAUCCAUUUGCUGGAACUUUAACUAGUCAGUUGAGGUGUACAGAAUGUGGCUAUAAGUCCUCGGUGCGCUACGAUAAAUUUGAGAGCCUCUCGCUCCCUUUACCGAGCGGAGCGGGCGAUUUAGGUUGGGGACGGCACAAACUGCACCAACUUCUCACGAACUUUGUGACCCCCGAGGUGGUGCAGGACGUGCAAUGCGAAGGAUGCAACCGGGACAGGGAUCCCGCUUUGACUCCAAUACUGUCCAGACAAAUCAAGAUCCUAAAUUUCGGAAAGUUACCGGUCUGCCUGUGCAUACAUAUAUCGCGCAACACUUGGUCAGCCGACGGUAUCUCGAAACGUCAAGACUAUAUACAGUUUCCUAUGAGGUUGUCCAUGUCGGCUUAUACGUUUAUCCAGGCGCAUUACCAGAGAAAGGUUCCAGGGGCUUAUACGAGUACGAGUGAGGGUGGUAGUCCCCUUUCUAGCAGCACCCCCUUGUCUUGGACAGGAGCGACUUUGACCGAGAUGUCCAAUGAAUUGAGAAACGUGUAUCAGUUGGCAGCGGUCGUUGUACACACCGGAGACGCCUACUCCGGACAUUUUGUUACUUAUAGGAGAGGACAUCAUAAUAAUCGGUGGUUUUACACCUCCGACGUCGAAAUCAAAGAAGUCUCCGUGGACGAAGUCCUACAAAGCACCGCCUAUUUGCUUUUUUAUGAAAAAUCUACUGCUAUGAGCCUCUUUUAGGAGACCCCUUUCUAUGAUGUCAUUCAUCGAAUUAUCGUUUCUUUUCUCAAAAGGGCCUCAUGGAAUCGGGGUAGCUAGUAGAUUGUUUAGGGCAUUCCACAGUUGAAACAAACACGCAGAUUAUAGUAGACUUUUAACAAAUUUUAUGUUAUUGAAUGGGAGCACUUUUUGAAUAUACUCACUUUAUUUUCUCGAAAAUAAUUAUAUAAGUGACAUUUCAUGAUUAUAUGAGCUGUUCUAACCUUAGGACAUUAACACGUUGGUUGCCGUGAGUAUCCAUAGCAUAGUUUUAAAGAUUUGCGCCAUAAGACACCAUUAGUGUGUUUCAAGCAAUCGGGUGCACAUAUUUUCAGAGCGUAUUAUACGAAUAAAUAUAAGGCUUUUUUUCCCUGUUUUUUAGGGGCUCUUUUCAGUUUCUGUCCCCGAAGUGGUGUGCAUACAGCAUUUUACAUGAAUUACUCAGUCCUAAUCCUAAAAAAAACAAUCAAUAAGCCUAAAGCUAGACAUAAUUAUGAAGUCUUUUAAACGUUCCAGUUUAGUAAUUUAAAAAGGAAAAUUGCCAUUGCAUCUUCUCUUCGCUUUUUCAAUUAAUAAUUAAGGUGAAUCCUACUAACUGUAUUCUUGUUUAUUGGAGCGUUAGCGACUAUACAGGGUGUAAAUAAAUAGAUGUGAAAAAACUCGGGGGCUGAUUCUUGGGUUAAUUUUAAGAAACAAACUUUUUAUGAACGUAUGUUCUAAAAGGCGUAACUUUUGAGAUCCCAACCCAACCCCUGUAGAUUUUUUAAUAAAAUUUUGUAUGAAUUUUCUUUUCAAGUUUUUUCUUUAAAAUUUACCCAAGAAUCAGCCCCUGAAGUUUUACGCAUGUAUUUAUUUACACCCUGUAUAUGUGCGCGACCUAGAGCUGAAAACAUCGUGUUUUUAGGCAAAUUAAAAUUCGUUUGUGAAACGAUGAAAUUUGGCAUGUGGCCUCUCAAUACACUGAGCACUACUAAUACUACUGUUCAAAAAUGCGAAUUUUCGACUUUAAUGCGAUACCGAGUAGUACUCUCGGUAUCGCAUUAAAGUCGAAAAUUCGCAUUUUUGAACUCAAAUAAAUUGACAUUUUUAGGACUUAAUGCCUAUAGAGAGAACUAGGUCUUUAUACUUUUUGGGACAUCCGUAUAGAUGAGUAAUUAUAAGCGAUCAAAAUUGAGUAAAAAAUAAUUCAAACUGGUCCAGAGGCUAAAAGAUCAUAUUAUAAUCAUGUAAAAUCAUAAUUCGAGGGCUUCAUAACAUAGGGGCGUAUUAAGAGGAUUAUUCACCCAUAAAUUUCUGUUUCCUGGAUAACUUUUUUAUUUUACAAUAUUUUUUAAUGCGGUUUUCACUAAUGAAAUGUACAUAUUUGUGUCAAGAGUUGAUAGGUGCCAGUUUUUCAAAUUUCUAAAAUUUUGAUUUUUUAUUUAAAAACCAAAAAGAUAAAUAAAAAAACCUUUCCAUACGUCUCUAGAUACAUCGAUUUUAGAAACAUUAUAUUAAAAAACCAUUUCAAAAAAAAUAAUAAUAAACCCUUGAGAAUGGAAAUACAAAAUUCAGGCAUUUUUCUUAUAAUUUCUUGAACCGCUGAUAAGUUUAGUAUCAUAUGACAACAACGCACGGCCGGGCUACGGUGAAUCAAAUCAAGAAACGCGCGACGCUUGUUGCACAAAAAAAAAGUGUAAUCUAAUGUAACGAGUUCAAAACUGAGACACAUUUUUUUUAAAAUUAAUUGAACUUGGGGUUUAUUUUAUGGCCCUUUGAUGAAGCUCACGCGAAUGUCAUAAUUUAUUUUUUGUAUUCUGAUUGCUAAGAACUGUUUAAGAAGGCAUAUUUAAAGGUGAUUAACAUUAAAAGAAAUUAAUAUUUAUUUAUUUUUUUAUUUCUCUUUGACGAGAGCUGUAUAUACAGGGUGGGUAAACGUAAACGAAACGGCUAUGUCGGGCUCGUAAAGAUUUUAAAAAGAAAACGCUCGGACCCGUCAAUUUAGAUUACCACGAGGAAACAUUUUCAGAGUAUAAUACCACCCCUAUCUGUCAUCCCUUAGCCAGGGUGGAACUAACCUCAAAGAUUUUAAAUGGAAUAGUGGCUCGAGUUAUACCUUGUUUGAGAGGUCUUUUGAUUUUCUUUACGGCUACACCUAAUUUAAAGGAUUUUACUUCAGCGGUUCUCAAACUAUUGACUAUUUUAACAUUUAAUAUAGUUUUUUGGAAAACCUGUAUUAAAUGUUGGGUGUUUGGAAAAACUGUAUUAAAUCGCAAUUCUUUAUCGACCUAUUAAUUUAUAACAAUCAUACAUAAACACUAGUCCAACAAAUACUGAAAAUGGCCAUCGUUACAAGCCAUGCAAUAAUACAAAUUUAUAUAUACCGGGUGGUGCGUCGCCGAGCGGAACAUAGGAAAACCCAUGUAAAUUUUAAGGGGGUCAAUUAUUGUCUUCCCUGUACAUUAUAUAGAAAAAAUUUAAAAUAACUUUUUGAAGAGACCAAUCUGGCAAAGCCUUGUGCAAAGUUUCAAAAAAUGUUAAUAAGCUAAUCUUGAAUUAUUCAAUGUAAUGUAAUUGCAAAAUUAGCAAAUUUUAAGUUCAGGUAAAACCAUACGGGCACCAGUAAAGUGAAUAUUGUCACUGACGUGAGGAAAAGUGUCGAUAAAUCAGUGACAGUCGAUAUUUGAAAACAAGUAUGAAUUAUUCAAUCGACGAAAAAAUAUCCAUAAUUAAGUGGCAUUAUGCUGGAAACAGUUUUAGAGCAGUAUCUAAAAAGUUUUCAGUUUAUUUCCCCACCAAGCCCAUUCCGUCCAUUUCAACUAUUAAACGUGUUGUCAAUGAGUCCAAAGGUACCGUAAUAAAUAAUUGUAAAUGUUCAACUCAGGAUAUCGAAAAUAGAGCCGAAGAAAGAGAGAACAGAGAUCUUAAUAUUCUACUGAGUGUGGAGGAAAGCAAGAUGGUUAGUACGAGGGUUCUUGGGCAAGAGUUAAAUAAACAACAUACAACGGUAUUGCGCACAAAAAAAAUACAAAUAUUAUUCGUAUAAAUUCGAAAAACAUCAAGAGUUGCAGGAAGGAGAUGAAGAGCGAAGAAUGGCAUUUUGUUUUGAAAUGAUGGAAAGAGCAAAUAAUGAUAGGAAUUUUUUUAAAAAUAUUUGUUUUACCGAUGAAUGUACAUUUACCCUCAACAAUGAACCAAAUGUUCAGAAUUGCCGGUAUUGGAGCCAAGAAAAUGAACAUCGCUUUGUUCAUACUCGGAAACAAUAUCCCCAAAAAACAAAUGUAUUCGUGGGAAUUAUCGGACACCAUAUCAUUGGACCCUUUUUUAUGGACUAUAACCUAACAGCUGAAACCUAUUUGAACUUAUUUCAAAAUCAAAUUGGACCCACCUUGGAAGAAGUUGUUCAGGAAGAUCAAAUGAUCUGGUACCAAAUGGAUGGUUGCCCGGCCCAUAAUACCCAUAUGGUUAGAGAGUGUUUGGAAAAUGCUUUUAACGGCAAUAUUAUUGGUCCACGGUACCGGAUACUUUGGCCAGCCAGGUCACCUGAUCUUUCACCGAAUGACUUCUUUUUGUGGGGUCAUUUAAAACGUGUCAUUUAUAAAAGUGUAAAAUUUGAGAAUCUAAACCAGUUACAAAACGCUAUUUCGUUAGAAUGUAAUAAAAUUUCCCAAUAUCCACUUAGUAACGUUAGAAAUGAAUUUUAUGAUCGGUUAGGAUAUUGUUUAGCUGUUAAUGGGGGGUUGUUUAAACAUUUGAUGUUUUUAUGUAAUUUUCUAUUAUUUUUGCACUCCCUCAAUAGGUAAUAGCUUCCGCAAUUAUUUAAAUGAGAACUAUCCUGGUCGCUGGAUUGGACUGAGAGGCUCUAUUUAAUGGGCCGUGCGGUUGCCUGACCUCUGGAUUUUUUUCUGUAGGGUCACCUAAAGAGUAAAAUCUAUGCUACCCAACCAGCUUCAAUAGAAGAAUUGCGCGAAAUGAUUACAUUUGAAUGCCAACAGAUAGCUCCUGACAUGCUACGAAAUGUGCGACGUCGAUUUGAAUCUGUAUUGUUGCAUAGAAGUUAACGGUGGCCAUUUUCAGCAUUUGUUGGACUAGUGUUUAUGUAUGAUUGUUAUUAAUUAAUUGUUUGACAAAGAGUUGCCAUUAUUUUCUAAAAAACUGCAUUAAAUGUUAAAAUAGUCAAUAGUUUGAGAACCGCUAAAGUAAAGUCCUUUAAACUAGGUAUAACCGUAAAGAGAAUCAAAAGACCUUUCAAAAGAAGCUAUAACUCGACCCACUAUUCCAUUUAUAACAAAUUUAAAGGAUAGUAAUACAUUUUUGAGGAUAGUUCCACCCUAGCUAAGGAAUGACCGAUGGGGGUGGUAUUAUACUCUGAAAAUGUUUCCUCCUGGUAAUCUAAAUUGACGUGUUUGAUUGUUGAGCUCGACAUGGCCGCCGUUUCGGUUAGCCCUGUAAUAUAUAUAUGUGUAUCCCAAAAUUUAUGUCUAAAUUCAUUUAAAAUUCAGGGGUGUGUUCGAAAACGCUCGGACCCGUCGAUUUUUAUUUCAAGUUGCGCAUUUUUGUACGUGAAGUUUGUAUAUACAGGGUUGCUCAAAACUAAAUUACGACCAUCAACUUAAUUUUUUCAAAUGAAAGCACCUUUUUUUAUUUUAUUUUUAAAUUUCGCGUGGAAUUUUACGUAUGUUUCAUGCAUCAUGUCCUAUACCUAAAGUCAACAGUUAUCGAAAAAAAAACGACCAAACAUUAUUAUUGAAGUUCACCUUACGAGUCACCUUAUCUCUGAGAUUUUUUAUACAGUGCAAAAUUCUAUUCAUUCGUGUUUUUUUAUUGCUGGCUGGGUCCCUUUUUCUUUGAACAAACUUUAACGGGACAAGUGUAUCUCGAUUUUCUCAAAUUUGAAUUAGUUCCAGCAUUACUAGCUUUAUUUCCAAAUCCAUUGAAGCCAGACUGUCCUGACAAAGAACUAAUUUUCCAGCAAGAUGGCGCUCCUCCGCACUAUGCUGCCACUGUGCGUACAUUUUUGGAUGAAACCUUUCCCAAUCGGUGGAUAGGAAGGAGAGGACCCAUCGAAUGGCCUCCUAGGUCGCCUGACCUAACAUCAAUGAACUUUUUUUUGUGGGGAUACCUCAAGUCGAAGGUAUUUUUUAAUAGGCUAAAUAAUCUAGACGACUUGAAAGAGAGAAUUCGAGAGAGAAGUGGGUGCCAUAACUCCGGAAAUGAUUGAAAAUGUGCAACGAGACUUUAUUGAUCGCCUUGUAUAUUGUCAAGCCGUGAAUGGCAAACAUUUUGAACAUUCAACUUAAUUUUUGUUCUUUUCUAUUUGUUACAAGAAUCGACUUUUUUUUUGAUAACUGUUGACUUUAGGUAUAGGACACCAUGCACGUAGAAUUCCACGCGAAAUUCACAGAUAAAAUAAAAAAAAGGUGCUUUCAUUUAAAAAAAUAAAGUUGAUGGUCGUAAUAUAUUUUUGAGCAACAAUGUAUAUACAAACUUCACGUACAAAAAUGCGCAGCUUAAAAUAAAAAUCGACGGGUUACACCCCUGAAUUUUAAAUGAAUUUAGACAUUACUUUUGGGAUGCACUGUAUAUAUAUAAUAGUGUUAGGCAUAUUUGGAAAUGAGAUAAUUUCUUUUUUCGAUCUAUAGGGUUGCUUCUACCCUUUUUUGACGGAAGUCACUCACAUGUCUCUAAUUUAUUAUUUAUAUCUUAAUUACUAAAAACUGUUUUAGGUACAUAUAUUUGAAAGUGAGACAAAAUUAUAAACAUUUUUAUAUCUCAUUCCUUCUCUCCCUAAAUUUGUGAUACUAAUACCCUCCUAUAUAAAAGCAUUUUUUAUGAAUAAAUUAAAUCCGUUAAUUUGAAUAGUGAAUAAACUGUAUUACCAGAGGCACAUGAGGAUAUUUUGAUUGAACUUAUACAAAAAUGUUAUUUUCUUUACUGAGACAAACGUCUUGAAAUACCAAAAUACGCGUGCGACUUAUUUGUUAGUAAACGCAAAAGUCCAACCGCAUGCAAACUAAAAAAUGCACGAAUCGGUUCCUCCCGAUGAACCUCUCUGGUAACAUUGACCCGUCUGCUGCGAGACGAACAGUGUUCUGCUUUGCUUUAGCGAUGCGUUGUUGCCAAAUGCUCACCUUCCCGAUAAAGCGCGUUAAAUCCAUUUCAGGCAAAGUCACGUGCUGAUGAUUGCUCUUAAGGCUUAUGUUCAUACGCCAAAUAGUUUUGUUUAUUCCUAUUAUAACAUACAGGCGAAUGAACAUACGCUUUUUUGUUAAACUGCAUAGCUGUCAGUUUGUUGUUACGCCGAAAUAUUAUAGCAUUUUUCUCGGAAAUAAUUAUUCGUGUAUAUACGCUUUUUUGUUAAAACGUGCAUUACAUCAAGAUCUAUCGUAUGCCCUAAAAAACGCGUUUUACCAAAAACGGCAGAUACCCCUCUACGUUAUGAAGCCCUCGAUAUUUUAUUUAAUAACUUUUUAGGGUGGCACUUGGAAAUUCAUACUUUCAACAUUUUUACAACUUUUUAAAACCUAUUUUUUGAUACCCUCUACAAUCAUCCACGUAGAGUUUUUUAACUUUGACGCUUAAUACUGGGCAUAACUAUGCCACUUACGAAAACCUUUUUUGCCCUUAGACACGCGGAAUUUAUCUGGCACUAAAAGUCGUUUUUUUUUUCAAUAUGACCGUUUUCCAUUAAAAUUCCAUUUUCUAUGAAACCAAAUUUAUUUUUGAGAGAGACAUUUUUUAAAAGGUUGACUAUGUGGUAUUUUUGAAAAGGUAAUUAAAAGACUUUUAAAACUCGACUCCCCUUUCCAUUUAAGAUUUUAGAGGUUAUGUCCUCCUCAAAAAUAAAAUUUACGUAAUUUGGGGAAUUUUUAAAUUUUAUACAGGAGCAAAAAUAUAGAGGUUGGUACCUUUACAAAUUGACACCCUGUAUAUAACACUAUAUAUAUUGUAAUUAUUAAUUUUUGAAGACUCGGGGGUUCUUCAAGCAUUUUAUAAAAAAGAAAUAUUAAAAUCCAUACGCUUAAAAUCAAGAUAUUGACAUUUUUCUCACAGGAAUUCCUGUAAUAAUAGCAUAAUUAAUUCAUUGUUAGCAACUGAAUAAUAUCUUGAGUGCUGGUGGUUCAUAUUUUGUAAUUAUCAGUUUCUGAAGAUUAUAAAGGCUCUUCAAGCAUUUUCUAAAUAAAAAAACAAGAUAUUGACAUUUUUCUCACAGGAAUGCCUGGCAUAAAUUGAAUAAUUUGUCCCUUAUUGGCAACUGAAUAUCUUGAGAGCUAGUAGUUGACAUGUUGUAAUUAUUUACUUCUGAAGUUUCUAAGGGCUUGUCAAGCUAUUUUGAAAAAAUUAUUAAAAUCCGUACGUACACUCAAAAUCAAGAUGUUUUCUUAAAGAAGUCUUGUCUCAUUUACUUAGUUUCGAUGAUUAGACACAAUCAAAAAUAUAAAUAUCAUUGUUUUUAAUCAUCAAAACUAAAGUCCGAUGAUAAUGAAUUACAUAUUUUGUGGAAAUAAAACAAGAUUGACUUAAUAAAAGUUAUUCAAUGAAAUAAAAUAUUUUAGCUCUUAUUAGCAAUUGAAUAUCUUCAAUGCUAGUGGUUAACAUAGCAUUUCUAAAGACUCUAGGGGCUCUUAGCAUUUUUUUAUAAAAUAUUAAAAUCCAUACACUUAAAAUUAAGAUAUUGAUUUUAAAACUUAACACUAGGGCCACUGGGCCAGUUUUUUAACAUUGUGGCAGCUAACGUGUUAAAUAGAUUCAUACCUCAUGAUGCUCUUAAGGAUGAAAUAUAAUAUGGCGAAUUUCUUAGGGAUUCUUUACAAUGAUUGCAUUUUUUUAUGUAUUUAUAUUCCACCCCUCAAACGAUGAAAAAUGUUGAUCCUCUGAAGUUAUUUAUUUUCAUCUUUUACCACGAUUUAUUUUGAUUUCUACUGACAUAAAACUAUCGUUAUGUUGUCGCCGUAGAUACGUGGACAUUGUGUAGACGAUAAAAUAUCAGUAUUUAUCAAAUUAGGGAGAUCGUUUAUAUAAUAUUUUUGUGACCAUUGUGGUCGAUUAUGUUUUUCUGUUUAAAGAAGAACGAUGUUAUUGCGUUAAAACCAUAUUUAUUAUUAAAUUUAUAUAUUAUAUGAAAUAUAAAGAAUCACUAUAUUA
This is a messenger RNA of Anthonomus grandis grandis, 9686 nucleotides long. RefSeq names its product ubiquitin carboxyl-terminal hydrolase 30 homolog (gene Usp30). The coding region runs from base 171 to 1544 and encodes 457 amino acids. The record is from RefSeq and is a predicted model, not a curated record. The transcript is spliced from 8 exons. Gene Ontology annotation, cellular component: nucleus; cytosol. Gene Ontology annotation, biological process: protein deubiquitination. Gene Ontology annotation, molecular function: cysteine-type deubiquitinase activity; cysteine-type endopeptidase activity. NCBI's taxonomy places the organism in Eukaryota, Metazoa, Arthropoda, Insecta, Coleoptera, Curculionidae.